This is a messenger RNA of Ananas comosus (pineapple), 1213 nucleotides long. Its product is annotated as zinc finger protein STAMENLESS 1-like. Gene Ontology annotation, molecular function: DNA-binding transcription factor activity. The transcript is spliced from 5 exons. The record is from RefSeq and is a predicted model, not a curated record. NCBI's taxonomy places the organism in Eukaryota, Viridiplantae, Streptophyta, Magnoliopsida, Poales, Bromeliaceae. The coding region runs from base 65 to 817 and encodes 250 amino acids.
AUUUUAAAUCACCUCUCUCUGUGUUGGUUUCUUUCCUUGUCUUCUCCUUGACAAAACAAUAACCAUGAGACCAGGAGGGAACCCACUGGACCUCAACAACUUGCCGGAGGAAUAUACGAAGCAGGCGUUGGAAGAGAGUUCGACAACAACCGCCGCUUCCGCUGAGAAAACUGGGUUAAAGAAGAAGAAGACUGGGGGAAAAGACGACGCCGCGAAGGUCUACGAGUGCCGAUUCUGCUCCCUCAAGUUCUGCAAAUCUCAAGCACUGGGUGGUCAUAUGAACCGACAUCGUCAAGAGAGGGAGACCGAAACCCUUAACCGUGCUCGGCAACUUGUUUUUAGCAACGAAGGUCUAGCUGCAGGAGGGGGUCAUAUGAGUUUGAGAGAUGUGAAUAUCGGAGGCUCGCAAACGAUUUCUCCGGGGGCUUUCCAGCAUCGAGGCGCCUAUCCGACGCUAUCGCCAUACCCACCACCUUUGCAACCCUAUCUCUAUUCUUCCACCAAUCCACACCCCAUGAACUACCCAACAUCCUAUCCGCCUCCCAAUACAACGGUCGGUGAUUACUUUGUCGGUCACGUCCUCACCGGAGCCUCGCAACGCCAACCGCAAAACCCUAACCCUAAUUUUGGUCCCAACUCAAGCUUCAGUUGCUUUGGGGCACCGCUGGCUCGUAGCUUUCCCGUGGACGGAGUUCGAGCGCCGACAGAUAGUAAUCCAACAAAUCGACCAGAUAACACGAGCUGGAGUUGCAGUAGCGGCCAUCGGCCGCAGAUGGAUUCCACUUGUCCGGUCGAUCGGUUUCGAGAUAGAAUUUAGGAUUGAUCAAAGUGGUUCUGAGUAGCAGUAGUUCAUUCUGAGAUAAGAGACUGGGUUAUAGCAAGAAUUAUUGACCGUCAAAGAAACUAAAUUUCUAUGAAGAGCUUCUGAUUGAAGAUCUGUGUCCUUCAUUUAACUAGUAUUUAUAAUCCAAUCAUCAACAGUACCAAUAUUUUUCAAAAAAUAGCUUCUAAAUCAUAAACGUAAUGGUUGGUAUAGAAGAUUGUGAUUGUGAACACUGGUUUGUAAUACGGAGCUUCUUGUAGAAAUUUUCUAGGCCACCCAAGUGUAUUUUUGGGAGAAUCUUACUUACCUUCUUUCUUUCUCUUUAUCAUCUUUUCACUCUUUUUUUAUUUUACUCACUUUGUUGGCUUGAGAAAUAUAUAGCUAGGGACA